AUGGACGAGAUGAUUGUCUCAGCGAAAAAAGAGGUGCUUAUUGAAAUGGUGAAAUUGGCACAAAAGCGAGGAAUGUUGGGUAGUAAAGGAGGCUGGAAAGAUUUUCUAAAAUUUUAUGACAAGAAGUUUGGCACAAGCUUGAGUGACCCUGCUCGACGGUCCGUUGAGUCAUUGGUGGCAUUUUUGAAAACUUUUAGCCAAGAGAAUGAUUUGAAGUUUUUCAAUAAAGUGUUGCAAUGUCACUUGAACCGUGAGGCUGCGGAGAAAUUUAAAAUGACGUCGCCAGAUAACGAAACACCUGAACAGAAGCUGGUCAGUUUGACUUUAAGGCAUCCUCAGUACCCAAUUGAUUACUCUUUACCAUCAUAUGAUGAGGAUUGGUUGGUCGUUAAGUGCAGUAAAAAGUCCAUGGCCAUGAAGUCAACAAUAAUGGUUGCCAUUGAUUGUGAGAUGGUUCUCUGUGAAGAUGGCACCGAAGCUUUAGUGAGGGUAUGCGCUGUAGACCGCAAUUUACAGGUUAAACUUGAUGCAUUUGUGAACCCCAAUAAAGCAAUUGCAGAUUAUCGAACCGAGAUAACUGGAAUCUCUGCAAAAGAUUUAGAUGGAGUAACUUGUUCAAUGGCAGAUGUACAGAAAUCAAUGAAGAAGUUGUUAUCACAUGGAACAAUUUUAGUUGGCCACAGUCUGAGCAAUGAUCUUCAAGCACUGAAGAUAGAUUACACUAGAGUAAUCGACACAUCUUACGUCUUCAAAUAUUCGAAUAGACCUGCUAACAAAAAGCCUUCAUUGAGUUCGUUGUGCAAGGCUGUGUUAGGUUAUGAGCUUCGGAAAGAGGGGAGUCCACAUAACUGUCUAGACGAUGCCUGUGCUGCAAUGAAACUUGUUCUAGCUAGAUUUGAGCAUGCAGCUGAUGGUGUUAUUCCCGAGGAGGUGAAAGAUGUAGAUACAGCCAAACUGCUGCUUCACAGGAUUCCGAUUAAUAUUUCUGCCAAGGAUUUAAAGAUUAUUAUUCCGGGAAACUUUGAGAUUGAAGUGAAGACAGGCAAAAAAGUUCGAGAUAUAUAUUCUGCAUUUGCGAUUUUUGAAAAUCAGCAAGAAGCCAGUGAAACAUUUGAUAAUCUUCAAGGUGACCUAGAGAAGGACUCCUCUGGACGACCGCAGAAACGAUUCACCUUUGAGCUCAGUACAGGGAUGCCGGCUAGUUUUUAUGUUUGUAAGAUGGCCCAUGAUGAUUCUGUUGGUCAAAAUACUGCAACGAAUAAGAGGUCCUUUGAAGAUGAGAACAACUUGAGCACACGGAAGAAGUCAAGGAAAGAUCAGAUUUGUGAACAGCCUGAGGAGCUGGAUUCAAGCUCAAAUCAGUCGGAAGAGAUUGGAAGAUUGAAGCAAGAGCUAAGACAAAGAGAUGAGGAAAUAUCAAACUUGAACAAAAUAAUAGUCGCACUUGCUAGGAAACAAGGAUUACUCUGA
This is a messenger RNA of Fraxinus pennsylvanica, 1470 nucleotides long. Lineage: Eukaryota; Viridiplantae; Streptophyta; Magnoliopsida; Lamiales; Oleaceae. The record is from the annotation of a GenBank genome assembly.